Messenger RNA from Eutrema salsugineum, 1302 nucleotides. RefSeq lists its product as uncharacterized. The transcript is spliced from 4 exons. Gene Ontology annotation, molecular function: zinc ion binding. The record is from RefSeq and is a predicted model, not a curated record. Bases 1 to 1302 code for a protein of 433 amino acids. NCBI's taxonomy places the organism in Eukaryota, Viridiplantae, Streptophyta, Magnoliopsida, Brassicales, Brassicaceae.
AUGGUGGUCUCGGGUGCACAUAUCAGACGUUCGGAUUCUGGCUUUCUCAUUGUUGUCAUCGAUCAAGAUGCCAACUUCCAGACCUACCCCCUAGCCUUUGCUGCAGUUGACCGUCAGACCGAGGAGGCAUGGAGGUGGUUUUUUCACCAGCUCGAACAGUGUUUUCCAGACAAUAACAAGACAACCAUUUUAUCUGAUGGCGGUGGAAUGGCUGAAAGAGCUAUCUCAGCAUGCUUUCCUGAAGCCAGUCACGUUGACUGCCUACGUUGUCUUCAACUAUCAUUGAACCUGUACUUCCACGACAAUGGAAUUACCAACUUGGUGCGGGAGGCAGCUUGUGCUCACACAAUUGGCGUUUUCCGGCGGGCGUUCAACCGGAUUAAUGAAACCAACCCUGACUGUGCUACCUAUCUACAAUCUAUUGGCUUCCCUCGUUGGACGAGUUAUUGUCAAGCCGGCGACCGAUACAACAUCAUGACUGCCAGCGUUCUGCUUACAGCAAGUGGUCAGGAUGGAAAUUUUCAGGUUUUCCCUUUGGCAUAUGCUGUCGUGGACGCUGAAAACGAAGCUGCGUGGACAUGGUUUUUCACGAAGGUUGAACGGUUACUAGCAGACAGUUCUAACCUAACCAUCAUAUCUAAUAGAUCAGAGUCUAUCUAUUCUGCCAAAGCCAAGGUAUACCCUAAGGCGCAUCACGGCUGUUGCAUAGUUCAUCUUCAACGAAACGUUAAGUCUAGAUUUGAGACUAAGGAUCUUGCACAGCUUUUAUCAGAAGCUGCUUAUGCUUAUAGGCAGAAGUACUUCCGUCAGGCUUUCAAAAAAAUCCGUGACUCCAAUCCUCAAUGUGCUACUUAUUUAGACAACAUUGGUCAUGCCCACUGGUCCCGGAAGAAAGCUUCUCGGUGGGAGGGUUUUUCCACACCAGAAGUGGACAAAUUGAUAUCCAAACACCAGACAGACGACAACUUCAGCAAAAUCAAUCAUCUUUCAACAUGGAUUUGUGAAGUAAUUGGCCGUCUAGGUGAGAAAAAUCGUGUGAGUGUGCAUGACAAGAAAUGCACUUGUAAAGUCUACGACCGUCUACAGAUCCCUUGUAGUCAUGCUUUGAUAGCCGCAGACAGUUUGGGACUCCCACACACGUCUUUGCUUUCCGACUACUACAAAUCAACCACAUGGGCAGCAACAUACAAAGAAGUCAUAAAUCCUGAAGAAAACCCGGAUGAUGUCGACCUGCCACAGUCGAUUUUGGAUAUGGUCCUAUUGCCACCAAAAUCGAAGAGGCCACCUGGAUUGGACUACUAA